Messenger RNA from Tilletiopsis washingtonensis, 1515 nucleotides. RefSeq names its product aldehyde dehydrogenase. The record is from RefSeq and is a predicted model, not a curated record. The transcript has 13 exons. Gene Ontology annotation, molecular function: oxidoreductase activity, acting on the aldehyde or oxo group of donors, NAD or NADP as acceptor. Bases 1 to 1515 code for a protein of 504 amino acids. Lineage: Eukaryota; Fungi; Basidiomycota; Exobasidiomycetes; Entylomatales.
AUGUCCACGCCCUUCUACAAGCAGUCGCCCCUGCCGCUCAUCAUCGACAACGAGGCCGUGUGCACCUCGCACACGUUUGACGUCGACAGUGUCGAGGCGCCCGGCACGGCCGUCGCCACCGUCUGCGGCGCCACGGUCAAGGAGGCACAUGCAGCAUGCGCGGCGGCGCAGCGGGCCGGACCGGAGUGGCGCAAGAUGCCGCUGACGGAGCGGCGCAAGAUUCUGCUCAAGGCAAGCGAGAUCUUCCAGCAGCGCAUUCCCGAGAUCAUUGCGCUCGAGACGAAGGAGACUGCCUCCAGCAGCGGCUUCGCCGGCUUUGAGACUGCUGUCUUGGCGUCUGCUCAAUUCCAAGAGACGCCCAUCGCAAUGGCGCAAGCCAUGCGAGGCGAGACUGCACCGGUGGACUCGGCGGGGAAGCGCAUGCUCGUGGAGCGCGUGCCGUAUGGAUGUGUGCUUGGCAUUGCUCCGUGGAAUGCGCCAGUCACACUGGGCAUCCGUGCCGUGCUUGCGCCGCUGGCAGGCGGCAACACGGUGAUUCUCAAGACGUCCGAGUACAGUCCCACUGUGCACAUGGCGGUGAUGCAGUGUCUCUUUGAUGCCGGGCUGCCCAAGGGCGUGCUCAAUGUGCUGCACGUCGCGACAAAGGAUGCGCCGGAAGUGACUCAGGCGCUGAUCGCGCAUCCUGUUGUGCGCAAGGUCAACUUCACUGGCUCAACAAACGUGGGCCGCAUCAUCGCGCAGAUCUGCGCCAAGCACCUCAAGCCGUGCAUGAUGGAGCUGGGCGGCAAGAAUCCCAUCGUCGUCACGGGCAAUGCCGACGUCGAGCUGGCGGCCAACAACAUCGUCUUCAACGGCUUUCUGCACCAGGGCCAGAUCUGCAUGAGCGCAAGCAACCUCAUCGUGCACGCCUCGCUCGCCGACGACGUCGCGCAGAAGAUCGGCGCCAUCAUGGCCGAGCAAGCCUCGCUGCUCUCUGCCGGACGCAAGCAGAACCAUUCGGGCAAGGAUGACGAGGCACAUCGUCUGCGCCCGCUGUUCAAUGCUGCCUCGGGAGAGCGCGUCAAGAGUCUGUAUGAGGAUGCAGUCCAGCAGGGCGCCAAGCUGGUCGGCGGCAAGCCGGCGUUUGAGGGCAGCUUGGUGCAGCCGGUAGUGCUCAACGGCCUGACGAAGGAGAGCAAGUUCUACUCGACGGAGGCCUUCGCUCCGAUGAUGGGCAUCAUCAAGUACAACACCGAGCAGGAGGCCAUCGACCUCGCAAACGGCACCGACUACGGCCUCUCCGCGUCCGUGUACAGCCGCGACGAGACGGAGGCCUACCGCAUCGCCUCGGCCAUCGACUCCGGCGCCGUCCACAUCAACGGCGGCACGGUGCACGACGACCAGGCCCUGCAUCACGGCGGCAUGAAGAACUCGGGCUGGGGCCGCUUCAACGGCGUCGCCGGCAUCCACGAGUUCACGCAGAGCAAGUGCGUCACGUUCAACGUGCCGGCGCAGGUGCCGUUCCACAUCAUGUAG